UAUCUUUUCAAUUAACUUACUCCUACUUAUUAGUUCCUACUGACUGUUUGUAUUCAAUUAUUCUAACACAUCUUUUAGAACUGGCUACGUGAGCGCGGCUUCAUGACGUUGGGGUUGCCGCCCGUUCUCAUGGAGCUAUUCAUACGUAGUGUGUGCUCAACUAAAAAUCCGCGCGACAACUUCUGUGUAUUCAUGACGCAGAACCUCGUCGGCGAGAACUUCGAUCAAGUCGAUCCGAAUGUAACAACACAAAUGAUGACACGUGUACAGCCAGCCUCUUGGCGGCAAUUUGAACAUUAUGGCAAGAUCGCACUCACUAGUGUAUUUACGUCUUUGGAUGAUGGUGUACUUGGUGAUGCAAAACCAUACAACUUAUCCAAUAUUAGGGUACCAAUUGUACUAUUGUAUGGAGAAAAUGAUCAGAUUGCUGAGAAGUCUCAAGUAAUGCGUCUAGCUCGUGAGCUGAACAACACUGGUAUGUUGGAGCAAAUAGAACCAGCUUGCUCUUUGCCUAAGUUCAAUCAUGUGGACUUCCUAUUUUCAAAAGAUAUUGCACCAUUAUUGAAUAAACCACUUGUGCAAAAAGUAAAGCAGCUUUUCGAGAAAUAUUCCUAUCGGUGACUUUAUAAAUAGUGCUUUUAGUGUGCGAUAUCAAGACUGUGAAUUAUGUAUGAAACGAAGGAGAACAUAUUUAUGAGUGUCAUACAAUUGUAUGUUGUGUCAAUAU
Messenger RNA from Papilio xuthus (Asian swallowtail), 727 nucleotides. RefSeq lists its product as uncharacterized. Lineage: Eukaryota; Metazoa; Arthropoda; Insecta; Lepidoptera; Papilionidae. The record is from RefSeq and is a predicted model, not a curated record. The transcript has 4 exons. The coding region runs from base 103 to 621 and encodes 172 amino acids.